This is a messenger RNA of Drosophila biarmipes, 2262 nucleotides long. It is a transcript of the gene Atu, whose product is annotated as another transcription unit protein. Gene Ontology annotation, molecular function: RNA polymerase II C-terminal domain phosphoserine binding. The transcript has 5 exons. NCBI's taxonomy places the organism in Eukaryota, Metazoa, Arthropoda, Insecta, Diptera, Drosophilidae. The record is from RefSeq and is a predicted model, not a curated record. Bases 125 to 2203 code for a protein of 692 amino acids. Gene Ontology annotation, cellular component: nucleus; Cdc73/Paf1 complex. Gene Ontology annotation, biological process: transcription elongation by RNA polymerase II; positive regulation of transcription elongation by RNA polymerase II.
CUAGCUUGCUUUAGUAAUCGAUUACUCUGACAGUGCCAAGGCCUCCCAAACUCAACUUUAUUGCCGGCCGCGACUUUUCUUAAUUUCCGAUUUUCCAAGGUUUUAAUUAAGCUUUCUUGGCAAUAUGGGUGACCAAAACUCGGACGAUGACAGUGGUUCAUCAGGCUCCAGUCGCAGUGGCAGCCGCAGUGUCUCGCCGCAAGGAGGCAGUGCACCAGGGUCCCCCCGCAGCCGUAGGUCGGGCAGUGGCAGUCGCAGUGUCACGCCGCAAGGAGGCAGUGCACCCGGGUCCCCUCGCAGCCGCAAGUCGGGCAGCGGCAGCGAGCGAUCCCGCUCGGGCUCCAGGUCUUCCAGAUCUCGUUCUGGCUCGGGCUCGCCGCGGAGUCGCAGAUCGGAAUCCCCUCAAAGUCAGAAGUCGGGAUCCCCUCACAGUCGUAGAUCAGGAUCGGCUCACAGUCGCAGAUCCGGCACCCCUCAAAGUCACAAGUCUGGAUCUCCCCAAAGCCGUAGGUCCGGCUCCCGGCAAAGCGCCAGGUCUCGUUCCCGCAGUGGAACGCACAAAGGAAGUGGCAACGAGGAAUCCCGCUCAAAUUCGCCCAACCUGCAGAUUGACGAUGAGCGUGCCAACUCCAAGAGCGGCAGUCGCAGCAGAAGCAGGAGCAGGAGUGGCAGUCGCACAUCCAGGUCGCGUUCCAAGACGGGCUCCCCUUCACCCGCCAGAAGUCGCAGCCGCAGUGGAUCCGGUUCCGGCAGCGACAUUGGCGUGCCCAAGAAAAAGGCACGCAAGGCCAGUGGCUCAGAGCAGGAGAAGAACAAGAGCGGUAGCGAUAGCGACAUGGAGGAAUCGCCCACUAAGGCGAAGAAGUCGCGGCUGAUCGACUCAGACAGCGAGUCCGAUCAGGAGGAGGCAAAGAAAGCACCCGCCGCAGCUGACAUAUUCGGAGAUGCCGAUGAUAUAAGUGACGAUGAGGAGGAGGCUGGGCCAUCCCAGGCUAAGUCGCCAAGCCGCUCCAAGAGUCGCAGCCGAAGCAAGUCUCGUUCCCGCAGUCGUUCGAUGAGCCGCUCGCGUUCCCGCUCGAGGUCGCGAUCUCGGGAUAGAGUAGAGACUCAGGUGGAGCAGGCGCCCAAGGAAGAUGAACCUGAACCGCUGCCCGAGACACGAAUCGACGUGGAGAUUCCACGCAUCUCUGCAGACCUUGGAAAAGAGCAACACUUUAUUAAGCUGCCAAACUUCUUGUCAGUGGUCACGCAUCCUUUUGACCCAGAGACCUAUGAAGAUGAGAUAGAUGAGGAGGAAACCAUGGACGAGGAGGGGAGACAGCGCAUCAAGCUCAAGGUGAGCAACACCAUCCGCUGGCGUGAGUUCAUGAACAACAAGGGCGACAUGGUGCGCGAGUCGAAUGCGCGAUUCGUGCGCUGGUCCGACGGGAGCAUGUCCCUCCACCUGGGCAACGAGAUCUUCGACGCCUACAGACAGCCGCUGCUGGGAGACCACAACCAUCUGUUCAUCCGCCAGGGCACUGGUCUGCAGGGCCAGUCGGUGUUCAGGACCAAGCUCACCUUCCGUCCCCAUUCCACGGAGUCGUUCACGCACAAGAAGAUGACCAUGUCUUUGGCCGAUCGCUCCAGCAAGACCAGUGGCAUUAAGAUCCUGACCCAGGUGGGCAAGGACCCCACUACGGACAGGCCCACGCAGCUUAAGGAGGAGGAGGCCAAGUUGCGCCAGGCGAUGCGCAACCAACACAAAGCGCAGCCCAAGAAGAAGAAGUCGGGUGCGGGUGAACCACUAAUCGGAGGCGGCACCUCAUCCUACCAGCACGACGACGGCAGCGAUGACGAAAACGCCAUAAGUCUGAGCGCCAUAAAGAAUAGGUACAAGAAGGGCUCCGGUGGAGGCCCGGCAGAGGUGAAGGCGUCCACAAUCUACUCCUCGGAUGAGGACGAGGGCUCCGACUUCGAGGCGCGUCGCAGCAAGAAGGUGGACAAGGCCAAGGCCAGCAAGGCGCUGCGCGACUCCGACAGCGAAUCAGAUGCUGGCAGCGCCAAGAGCGGCAAGAGUGGCAAGAGCGGGGGAGGAGGCAGCGGCAGCGGAAGCGAUAACGAGGGCAGCCAGAAGAGCGGUGGUGGCAGCAGCAAGUCGGGCAGUGGAAGCGGCAGUGGCAGUGGCUCCGGCAGCGGAUCGGGCAGCGACAACGAUGAUUAGGUUGGACCAGUUCGUUUAUGUUCCUUGAGUAGACCAAUAAAAGAAGUGUACGAUGUUCA